AGCCAACACAGAUUUAUCGCUACCUGAGGACUAGAAGUAUUGUUCUGCCAAUCUUCUUGCCAAGAUCCUUGUCAUACAUGAAACAGCGUAGAUCAGUAUCAAAUGCAAAAAGAAAAAUGUUUAAGGUGGACUCGAUACUUGGUUCCGUGGUGAGCAGGAUGCCUCAAGAUGAAGGAAAUGGAAGGUUGAAGCAAGAAACUUUGCAAUUGAUAUUUUCUGGGUUUCAUAUUGCAGAAUUUGCUACAGAAGCUGAGUUUGCUGAUAUUGAAGUUUUGCUGGUGAGAAUUUGCCAGAAGAAAAGAAAGGAGUUACCAACACCAAUUGUGCCUGUAUGUUUAGCCAGACUGAAGGUGCCAGUGAAUCCCAAGCCCUUUGCCAGCUACCCUGGUCAGGUGGUUCACAUCCCUAGCGAGACUUUUGCUUACAAGAACGGCCAUGUGGUCCGAUCUCACGUGCUGCUGUUCAAGGUCCAGUGCACCACACUGAGGGAAGCUAGUGUGGCUGCUAAUGGUGAUGGACACUCACCAAAUGACCCUCCAAUAAAAAGGCGAAGAAAUGGACGCAUAUCAUCAUUGGAGGAGGAAGUGUUGACAUUCAACAGGGAGCUUGUGGUGUAUGAUAAAUCAAAGAACUGCCUGUUACUACCAGGAGAAUACGAGCUCGGGGUGCAGACGUCCGAUGGCACGGAGAAACUCAAGCUGACCAAAGUUUGGGAGUCUUUCAAUGGCAAGAAUAUCAGACCCUUAGAGCUGUUCACCGAUUACCCGACUCUCAAGUUUACACUGGCCUGGUUGGAGCCAAGCAGUGUGUUGUCCAAAACAGCCGACAGGGAUGUGUUGUCACCUGGUCACAUUAUUUCCCCUCGCUGUGAACUUCUCAAUGGAACCUCCGAUUUCUCAGCAGCAUUUGAGAAAUGGGUGAAGUCCGAAUACACAUGUGCCAAGCCCAGGGAGAGAGAGAACACCACCCAGCAGACCCCACGCAAACGCCUGCGGGUGUUCUACCAGUUCACACACAAUGACUGCACGCAGCAGGAGACUGAGGCCCGAGAUGAUCUACGGUGUCCCUGGUGUAGCCUUUCAUGUCAGCAGUUGUACAGUUUGCUCAAACACCUCCGUCUCUGCCAUUCCCGAUUUAACUUCUUGUAUAUUCCACAUCCUAAAGGGGCAAAAAUAGAUGUGUCAAUCAACGAACGCUAUGAUGGCUCGUAUGUAGGAAAUCCCCAAGAUAUCCAUUCCCAUGUUGGCUAUGCCUUUAAUCGUAGCAAUCCAGUCCGACGCACACCUAUCACCCAUGUCAUUGUCUACAGACCGAAACGAUCACCCCCAUCUUUAACAGAAUUCCAAGAACCAGAAUCAGAAAGUGGACUUAACAGACAGCUGAUCCAAGGUCACAACAGACUAUAUUUUCAUACUGUGACCUGCCAGCCGGUUCAGCCUCAAGAGCUGGACUCUGAAGGAAAAGAAGAAAGUAAACCAACGUGGCUGAAACAGAAGACAAUCAUGAUGAUUGAUGAGUUCACAGAUGUGAAUGAAGGAGAAAAGGCGCUAAUGAAGAUGUGGAAUCUGCAUGUGAUGGACAAAGAGUAUAUAGGAGACUGCAUGGUCCCACACGCUUGCAUGACCUUUGUAGACGAGCACGGCGAAAAAAUCAUCCAGAAAAAUCUACGCAGGAAUUUUUUACUGCACCUCGUCAACCUGUUUGACUUUGGCCUGAUCAGACCGGAGGUGGUCCAGCGGACAUAUGCAAGACUGGAAAACCUGCGCCAUGAGAUCGUUUCACACUGCAAAAAGUUUUCUUGA
This is a messenger RNA of Candidula unifasciata, 1802 nucleotides long. The record is from the annotation of a GenBank genome assembly. NCBI's taxonomy places the organism in Eukaryota, Metazoa, Mollusca, Gastropoda, Stylommatophora, Geomitridae.